Messenger RNA from Phytophthora nicotianae INRA-310, 1269 nucleotides. RefSeq lists its product as hypothetical. The coding region runs from base 1 to 1269 and encodes 422 amino acids. Gene Ontology annotation, molecular function: DNA binding. Lineage: Eukaryota; Oomycota; Peronosporomycetes; Peronosporales; Peronosporaceae. Gene Ontology annotation, biological process: DNA recombination; DNA integration. The transcript has a single exon. The record is from RefSeq and is a predicted model, not a curated record.
AUGUGCGCAUUACUCAGCCUGGCUGUAUACAUUGAGUCCACGGCAAAUGUUUCGAGUUCGGAGUUUCUGUAUACCAAUCCGAAUGAUGGCGACCGCGUUGUGCGACGCUACUUGGCGAAUAUGGUGAAACAUGAUGGAUUCAAGAAGCUGAAGGCAGGUAAUAUUGGAACGCAUAGUCUUCGUAAAGGUGCAGCCACAUACGCGACCCGGAGCGGCAUUUCAAAGGGCUUUGUAAACCGUCGAGGGCGCUGGCGCACUAGAAAAGGUGUUGACGACAUCUACAUCGACAACACUCAGCCGUACCCCGAUGCUAAAACAGCUGCAGUACUAACUGGCCCCGCAGGGCCAUGUUUUUAUACACUUCGACCCGGUAUUGGCGGUGUAACAACCGAAUUUCUUGUUGAUCAGGUCGCACCGACCGUGAAGCAGGUGAUGGGUGAGUCUAUUGCGGCUACGCUGGCAUUACCGUUGCUGUGGGUGGCUUUGGAGUCAUCUGAGGCGUACGAAUACGCUUUACUUCCAAGUAAGCUCCAGCAAAAAAAAUUACGCGCAUUCGCAAAUGUGGGUGGAAAGCACGCUCUCAACCCGGUAGUCCGAGAGGAAUUUUGCGUCACUGGCGACGGAUCCCAGCUGAACCUCGUUGUAAUUGACAGUUGUGGAAAUCCCGACCAACCUAAUAAUUUAGCUGCAAGCCCCUCACAUAACGUGUAUCCUGGUAGCGCUUUAGGCGGUGAAGGUAGUCGCCGCGAGUUUGCAGCACUUUACUCGCAGAUUGGAGCUGGGCGUCGUCAUACAACCGAAGUGCUGAACGAAGUCCUGCGUUUACGGCGGGAGAGCCAACGAGAGCUGCAGAAGAUUCAGGCCAUACUUAAGCGAAUUGCCAUGCAGCCAGCGUUCCGCCGUAACGUUAAUACGCAGGAUAUUGCUGCAACGCCACCUAAUCCGUCGACUCACCAAGCAUCUACGGCUGUACUUUCAAAGCGACCUAAGGAUCUGUUUGAGCUCUGGCACGAAUACCAGAUCGGGUGCGGGGAUCUGAAAGCAGCAAAAGACUUCACGGCAAUCGAGCGUGGUGCGAACAAGUUCGCUUUCUCUAGACGAAAAGUUUUCUGGGAUGUAGUCGCGAGCUUGGUGCGCUCAGGUUUUACCAGCGAUGCAGCGAUAGACAAGGUAUAUUCAGUCUAUGGUAGGCAACUCUCAGUGUCAAGCAUCUUAGUAGCUCUCCGUGCGGAUCGUAAGAACGGUGGACAUCCUAGACUGCGUGUGUAG